Trichoderma citrinoviride is the source of this 2700-nucleotide messenger RNA. RefSeq lists its product as hypothetical. NCBI's taxonomy places the organism in Eukaryota, Fungi, Ascomycota, Sordariomycetes, Hypocreales, Hypocreaceae. The record is from RefSeq and is a predicted model, not a curated record. Gene Ontology annotation, biological process: positive regulation of G2/M transition of mitotic cell cycle; establishment of cell polarity. Gene Ontology annotation, cellular component: cell septum; cytoplasm. The transcript is spliced from 3 exons. The coding region runs from base 1 to 2700 and encodes 899 amino acids.
AUGACAUCAUCUCGACUUCAUGGCGACGUUGCCGGCACCCUUUCCACACGACGUGGCCAUUCGAGCCAGCUCUCGAUUUCCGAUCCCAGCCAUCACGUAACGGAGGCAAUCGGCAAUUUAUACGACGAAGACGAAGACUUGAACUCCGAGACGAGCCGCCCGCUGAGUUUCGUCGCCGAUCCUGCGUACGAAAACCAAGUCAGCCAACCGCGCCAGCAACACAACGAAAAGCCCCUACAAUCCAACAAAGCGUCCAGUGUCUCCCCUCAGUCAGCACCAGACCAGCACACGCGGCCAAAACCCUAUAAUGGCAAUGGCGGCUCGAAAUCCUCUCCGACGACCCUCUCUACGGGACACAACCAAUGGAGCGACCAGCUGGAGGAAGACACGAGGCCCGUAACAUCUCCCACUCUGUCACUGCGAGGAGCUCAUGCGCAAACGUCCGGGCAGCAAUUUCCCUUGACCAAUAUAGAUAACCCGAAUGAUAUCGCUCAAGAAUUGAGCAACUUGCAGGCGUUGAGGCGUUUAUCGAUGGACGUGGGCAACAGUAUUGACCCGGAUAUGCCUCCAAUGUCACUAGCAGCUAUGCCGGCUGUAGCGCCGCGAGGAGACGACGAUGAAAACGACCCCUCGAGAUUGCUCUGGGUACCCGCCAGGGUACAUCCAGAGCUGGCUCCCACUGAAUUCAAGACCUUUCUCGCAAGCCGGCUCCAGUCAAUCCGGAGGAGAUCCGGGGAUUCUUUCCUUUCCGUAUCGGAUGAGAAAUAUGGUAACGAGCAGGAUCCAAUGAAUUCCUCUUCAUUAAGAAGGAAGAAAUCGCUGCUUUCCCGCCAGAUUGACAGCUCAGACGACCGAGCUCCCGAAGGGCUUGCCAAUGGCAUGACGGACAAACCGGAGAGACAAGGCUUCAAGAAUGAUCAGCAAGAUCGUGAACUGAGUCUAGACGAGCUAGUAAAAGACCCUUCAAAAGCAGUUCAGAGACUUGCUCAAGAGUCACAUAGCUAUUCAGGCAGCUUAGAGUCUGGGAUGGAUGACAUACCUAUCCUUGCUGUCGCACCCAGUAGCGGGCUGCGGAGAUCAACUCGGACAACAUACCGCAAAGGAGGGAGCCUGCGAUUUGGCGACAAAGCGUCGUUCUCAAAGCGAAUGGCACAACGCCACCAAAGCGGUGAUAGCAUAGAGAUUCCUGCUGCUGGAGACCCCCCUCGGGGGUAUCCGCUGAUCAAAGUGCAGUCAGAGCCUGCAUCGGAGAAUUUCUCACGGCCAACUCGGCCAGACCGAAGACAAGAUUCGAGUUCGCAAGAACCAUCUGCAGCAUCAACAACUCCCGACCCUUCUUCAGCUUCACGCUCAUCCCAGUUCUCUAUUCGAGGCUCUUCCGCCAAGCCCCGCGCUUCCACCGACGAUAUCCUCAACUCGGAUCAACUAGGUGCCUCUCAGGAUAAUCGUCAUCCAGACAAAUCUCCACAACGACCUCCUCAAACUAAGACCACAGCAGAGGAGCCGGGGUUAGACUCUGCGGCAGAUGACCUUGGCAACGAUACAAUCGGCCGCUCGAACCAUCGCUCCCUACCAGGCAACAACAAGGUCGAAGAUAGCAGCUCGGUGAAAUCUUCCAUUACCGCCACAACACAAACCGGCGCAGUUCCACCCAACUCAUCGAAUGGUAACGCUCAUCGCACGGAUGUCGCCGUCAUUACCACGGCGCAUACGCGAGAUGAAAAGCGAGGGGACAAAAAGGCGAGGAAAGAUAAGGACGAGGAUUCUCACAACUCGAGUAGAUCUGGCAGCGCCUGGAAAUGGCUCAAGGGCGUGGCGGACGAUAGAGACAAGAAGAAAGACGAAAGCAAGAAGUCUAGGCAUAAAGCACCAUCUGAAAAGGCUCAGGACAGCGUGCGCUUGGACGUCAUUCAAACCUCGCUAGAGAAGACUGCCACAAAGGGGCGCGAAAGCUUAGUCCUUGACCGGGAAAGCCUCGACAAUAAGCUUUCAGACGAACGGAAGAAGGACAGUCAUCGCAAAAGCGACUCCAAAAGGGAAAAGGAUGGAAGCUUGUUCUCUUCCAUCUUUGGCGGCGGCAAGAAACGAGAGGAGAAAGAGAAGAACAAAAAACACCAGCAGCUGUUGCAUGUUCCAGAGGACAUCGUGCCUUACAAGCCUCUGCAGCCAGAUGUUGACUACAACUGGAGCCGCUUUCCGCUGCUCGAAGAACGCGCCAUCUAUCGAAUGGCACACAUCAAACUGGCAAACCCUCGCCGCUCUCUCCACAGCCAGGUCCUUCUCAGCAAUUUUAUGUACAGCUAUUUGGCAAUUGUUCAAGCUAUGCAUCCCCAGAUGAACGUUCCAGUGUCGCCGCAGCAAAAGCGACUGGAAGAGGAGGCACGCCGUAAACGGGAAGAGCAAGAAUAUUUGGCUCAGCGUGAAGCGCAAGACGAGGGAGACGAACAAGACCAGCAACAGAGUCUCGAGCAGUACGACUUUGAUUAUCAUCGCACGACAGUUCAAUAUGCAGAUUCCAAUUCAGACCAGCCGGUGGAGUAUGUGGAUGAUGCUCAGAUAUAUGAAGACGACCACACGCACGACGAUCAUGGUGGUUAUGGCGCUGACGAUGCGGGCGGCUAUGGCCAGGAGGUGAAAGAUUAUUAUCGGUAUCAUCAUGAUGUAUCGGAUCGACACAGUAGCCAGGAUGGCGUAUGGUGA